AUGCGAGCUACGUUCGUUUCACUGUUUUUGCUGGCGCAAAUUGUGGCCGGGAAAUACUUCCCUCCGACGCCCAAGGAUGUGAAGGUCGUGAAGUCCAAAUUUCAUGAGGGUGUUAAGAUAUCAUAUAAGGAGAACGAUGUCUGUGAGACGACUCAAGGUGUUAGAUCCUACACUGGAUAUGUUCAUCUACCACCCCACAGCCUGGACUUGGUGAACGUCGAUCAGAAUUACGAUAUCAAUACUUUUUUCUGGUUUUUCGAGUCCCGCAAGGAUCCGGCGAAUGCUCCUUUGUCGAUAUGGAUGAAUGGUGGCCCCGGCUCAUCUUCUAUGAUCGGGCUCUUCCAGGAGAAUGGCCCUUGUUUCAUCAACGACGAUUCUAAAACAACUCGUUUGAACCCGUGGUCCUGGAACAACGAAGUCAACAUGCUAUACAUUGAUCAGCCGAAUCAAGUUGGUUUCAGUUAUGACAAGCUGACAAAUGUCACAUUGGACACGUUAGCUGAAGAGUCCCAGUGGGCAGUCGCGGAUUUCUCCAAGGGGGUGCCAGAACAGAACAAUACAUUCUAUGUUGGAACUGCUAGCACUCUAAAUCAAAACAAUGCUGCAAAUGGUACCAUGAACGCUGCACGCUCACUCUGGCAUUUCGCCCAGGUGUGGUUCCAAGAGUUCCCAGAGUACAAGCCAAAUGACGAUAGAGUUAGCAUCUGGACUGAAUCUUAUGGUGGUCGAUACGGUCCAGCAUUUACUUCCUUUUUCCAAGAACAGAACCAGAAGAUCAAAAAUGGAACCAUAAAAGAAAAGGGAGAUACCCAUGUCAUUCACUUGGAUACUCUUGGAAUUAUCAACGGCUGCGUCGAUUUCCUUACUCAAGCUCCAUCAUAUCCCCUCUUCGCGUAUAACAAUACCUAUGGUAUUAGUGCAAUCAAUGAGACUGUCUUCAAAGCUGCGAUAAACGACUGGCAAAAACCAGGUGGCUGCCGAGAUCUGGUUAUUAACUGUCGCAAGCUUGCCGCCGAAGGAGAUCCAAAGAUGUAUGGAAACAACGAGACUGUUAAUGAGGCUUGCCGUAAAGCAGAUAAAUUCUGUACCACGAGCGUGGAGGAGCCCUAUCUUACGUUUGGUGAUAGAGGAUUUUACGACAUUGGUCACCUAAGAGCAGAUCCUUUCCCGCCCAAUUAUUAUUUGGGAUUCCUGAGCCAGGCGAGUGUCCAAGAAGCUACGGGUAUACCUGUAAACUUCACCAUAUCCUCUGAUGCUGUUUAUUCUGCUUUCGGCAAGACUGGAGACUAUCCAAGAUCUGAUGUUCGUGGAUAUCUGGAGGAUAUUGCUUACCUUUUGGAUUCUGGAGUCAAGGUUUCUCUUGUCUAUGGAGAUCGUGACUACGCGUGUAAUUGGAUUGGUGGAGAGGAUGUCAGUUUGGCAAUCAAAUAUUCCGACUCUGAUAAGUUCCGAGCUGCAGGGUAUGCCAAUAUCCAAACAAACUCUUCUUACGUUGGUGGGCAAGUACGCCAGUAUGGCAAUUUCUCAUUUGCAAGAAUUUACCAGGCUGGCCAUGAGGUUCCUUCUUAUCAACCAGAUACGUCACUCGAGCUAUUCCAUCGUGUCAUGUUUAAUAAGGAUAUUGCUACCGGGAAUGUCGACCUUACGAAAGAAAGGGGUUACGGCUCUUCAGGACCCGCGACAACCUUUCAAGUUAAGAAUAAACCACCUGGUUUCCCUAAGCCUGAAUGCUAUAUCCUCGACUUGAGCACAUGUUCAAAAGAUCAGAAGGAGAGGGUCAAAAAUGGAACUGCCGUUGUCAAGAAUUACAUUGUGAUUGAUAACAGUACAGCGCCAUCGACAACUCCUACUCCUGGAAGUGCCUCUGCUAGUGCCCAUCUUUCAAUGGGGUUAAUGAGCCUUGCUUUAAUGGUUCUUGGUGCCUCUUUAUGGUGA
Ophidiomyces ophidiicola is the source of this 1935-nucleotide messenger RNA. RefSeq lists its product as uncharacterized. The record is from RefSeq and is a predicted model, not a curated record. The transcript has 2 exons. Gene Ontology annotation, biological process: proteolysis. Gene Ontology annotation, cellular component: fungal-type vacuole. Lineage: Eukaryota; Fungi; Ascomycota; Eurotiomycetes; Onygenales; Onygenaceae. Gene Ontology annotation, molecular function: serine-type carboxypeptidase activity. The coding region runs from base 1 to 1935 and encodes 644 amino acids.